Penicillium chermesinum is the source of this 504-nucleotide messenger RNA. RefSeq names its product ribonuclease H2 subunit C. Gene Ontology annotation, cellular component: ribonuclease H2 complex. The transcript has 4 exons. Gene Ontology annotation, biological process: RNA catabolic process. The record is from RefSeq and is a predicted model, not a curated record. NCBI's taxonomy places the organism in Eukaryota, Fungi, Ascomycota, Eurotiomycetes, Eurotiales, Aspergillaceae. The coding region runs from base 1 to 504 and encodes 167 amino acids.
AUGCCAGACAUGUACGGCUUCCAAGCCGGGGCUCAAUCCACCACACAAGGCACAGCAGACGAUCAGCAUACGCCUUCACAGCUUACUCCAAAUGUGCUUCCUUGCCGAAUCCACCACGAUGGCCCCAUAGAAGCCCUUGAGCGAUUCUGGGCCCCUGCAUCCAACCCAAAAGAUAGUGUGCCAACAGCAUUCUUUAGAGGCCGCAAGCUUCGGGGGCGGCGCGUUGCGAUUCCAGAUGGGUAUCAAGGAGUUGUUGCAACCCCCACUGAUAGAGUCUUGCCCAAAUCUCCACCAAAGAACCAGGACGCUGACAUAGAGAUUGUCGAGCCUGAGGAACCCGUCAAGGUCUUGGAGACCCAAGGCACGUUCGAAAAUAUGGUCGUCUGGGGACAUGAGAUUAUUCCGGCUUCGGAUGACACUUUUGUCAAGGGCGUGGAAGAAUGGAUCAGGUUCGCAGAGACAAUGCAUGCUCCAGCGUCAGAAACAGAUGAUACAAAAGCCUAA